AGAGGUUUCUCUUGCUACUCAGUCAGUGGCUGGCUGGGAUCUGGCCCUCGCAUGUGUGUGCCGGGGAUCGAACCCGGAGUGUUUGACACCCUGUGAAAUUAGCCUUGAAAAGCUGUACAAAUGGAACUAUUCACAGUGAACUAGAGUGAACUCUGCUUAAUAUGGACGGAAAUAAGUCUCCACUGUACGUGGUGCUCUAGAGUGGAAUGUGUUUAAUAUGGACGAAAAUAAAGGAGUCUCCGCUGUUCUUUCUAAGGUGGUCCUCACGUCAUGGUGGGUGUGAUGUGGCUGAGACACGUGACGUCAACAAUUUCUGAUGUCACCCAGUCCCGGCGCCUGCACAUCUUUGCGUCACGGCGCCUGCACAUCCUUGCGUCACGGCGCCUGCACAUCCUUGCGUCACGGCGCCAGCACAUCUUUGCGUCACGGCGCCUGCACAUCCUUGCGUCACGGCGCCUGCACAUCCUUGUGUCACGGCGCCUCCACAUCCUUGGGUCACGGCGCCUCCACAUCUUUGCGUCACGACGCCUCCACAUACUUGCGUCACAGCCCCUGCACAUCUUUGCGUCCCGACGACAACAUCUAAAACCUCUCUCGACUGUAAAAUCUCCUUCCCGAGUACCUUCCGGUGCCAAAUCUCACUGUUGGUGUCUUCAAGAACUGGCACUAUCACCGACCUCUGACGCCUCGCUUCCAUAGACUAUCGUAAUGUCAGGCGCACAAGACGCCGCCCUGAUCGAGCAGACUGUUAGAGCUUCGAUCUGGGGCCAGAUUUCCCACGAUGAAGACCUUUUCACCCAAGCACACCAGAUGCUGAUCGGGGCGAAGGAUGAGAUCGAGGGAGAGUCUUUGGCGAAGCGAGAUCCUUGCGAAGUCAAUAUUUCCUCCACUUCCGACGUGAGGAAAGAUGGAGAAAGCGGCGAUAAGUGGGUAAGAGAGACCGCGAAGUCGAAGAGGAAACGCACUUCCGCGGCGCCUAAGACACUUCCACCGCUGCUGCCGAUGGCGUCGCGCGAAGUCCGAAGUCCGCAGCCGACUUCGACGACCCGGGUAGUUACCACAGAGUCACCACGACCUUCACUACGACGUACGCCGUCACCCUGUAGGAGACAGGAUGCCAUCGGUGCUUCGAAGCGCGUCUCUCCACCGCCCCUACUGCCUCUCUCCUCAACGCUCUUUACCAUGACUCCCGCCUACUCCACCUCCCCUUCUGCGUCUCCUCCGUCGAAACGCUCUACGCCCUCUUCCUCGCCGCAUUCACGACGCACGCCCACGCCCACCCUGUCAGCCCGAAGGACCUGUCCACCGCCCACCGCGGCCACGCCUCCGUCAGACUCCUACUCCCCUACACGAGAAGAAAUGGAACAGGAACAUCGUUUAAAAAAAAGAGUGUGUGGUGCGUGUGGGGACGAGGCUCGCUCCCUGCACUUCGGGGGCCUGGCCUGCGACUCCUGUAAGGCCUUCUUCAGGAGGGCCGUUGUCAGCAACGCCUUCCCGGGCUUCGUGUGUACCAGCGGCCACAACUGUACUAUAACCGUCGAGUCGCGGAGGAGCUGCCAGGCGUGCAGGUUCACCAGUUGUCUUCGGGCCGGGAUGGAGCUGCCCUUGGCCGCCCACGAGAACAACGGUCCCCGAGCCCACUACGCCAACCCCAUCUAUUACCAGGGCUUUGAACGCGUCCAGGACCGGUUGAGGACUGCCCAUGCCGCCUUCAGCAAGAGCCCCCACGCGGAGAACGGCCCUACCCACCUGUUAGAGGGCAUCGUUGCCGAUUCGUCCCAAGCUGUCACUCCUCCCGGCGGUUUGAUAGGUCCUUCGCCUAUCCUCGGAUAUAGAGGCGUGGGCUUUGGCCAUCCUGGGGCAGAGUCCUAUCCCCUCCGGAGUCCUAGUUUGCCUGCUAGCCACGGAUUCUUGGCUAGUUUCACGCCUAUGGUUAGACAUGGGUCUCUUGCUAGCCACGAGUCGCUCGCUAGCCGCUUGGAGGUUGAUAAACACGAUUCUACUAGUAAAUAUAAUUCUAUAUCUAGACAUAUAUAUGCAUCAACAUCUACACGUGUGAACUCCGAGAGCAAGCAAACACCUAUAGUUAACAAUAGUCCCGCCGGGAGCCAUGUGUCUGGUGAUAGACAUUCCAACAGCCAAUCGUCUAUGUCCUCCCUCAGCCACGCUAGAUAUUCACUUACGCUUGAUCUAUCUUCCCCUAGACAUUCAGCCAUAUCUCCCUUGAGUCAUCCGAGAUAUUCACCCAUGACUACUGUGAGUCAUACUCAACAUUCACCUAUCACUGCCCUAAGACAUUCACCCGAGACUUCACUUAGUCCCAUCAGAACUUCUCCAAAUACCCAAAGUCCCAUCAGAACUUCUCCAAAUACCCAAAGUCCCAUCCGAACUUCUCCCGCUACCCAAAAUCCCAUCAGAACUUCAGCCAUAGUUACCCAAAGUUCCACUGGUCACUCAUUAAUGGCAAACUCUCUCUCGGCCGCCCCGAGGCACAGACUAACCAAUCACAAUAUCGACACUCAGGUCCUCCUCGAGUCCUGGUCUGAGGGUAAGCCAAAUCCUCCAGCUUUGGAAUCGGUGGAAGAACCUCAAAAUCUCGUCAGAGGGCAGAGCGAGACGAGCCUCUUGGAUUCAAGCUAUGCCCCAUCGCGGAGAUAUCUUGAAGACCCUCUAGAUGUCAAAGAGGAAGCUUUGUCUGUUCCUCAAGUCCUUCCAAGUGUCAAAGAAGAAUCUCGGUCUGUUCAUCAAGUCCCCCCGAGUGUCAAAGAGGAAGAUGUCCUGAAGUUAGAAGACCUCGCGGAGAUUAGAACAUUGCAUGAAUGCAAUGUUGCAAUCACCGACAAUUCGGAACCGGUGGGAGAGAGGAUGAUCAAAACAGAAGAACUGGGCAAUGUUUAUUCUUGUUUCAUACAGAAACGUGCCAGAUUCCUGGUCAGCACGCCGCUCUACAAGACUCUGGCUUUGCCAGAUCGUCAGAAACUCCUCCACACAGCCGUGGCCAUGAGCACCUACUUCACAGGCGCCCAUCUCAUAGACACUACCAACUACACCUGGAAGAACAACAAGGACGCCGCAGAGAAGAGUUCGCACGUCAUGUCUGUCAAUUCGCUGAGACCUGUCCUCUCCCACGACCAGUUCGUAUUCAUGAUGCGUUACUACAUGACCUAUUCUCCUUUCUUCUCCGACCAGACGGUCACGCUGCUAAUGCAGGUUUUGUCGUUAUUUUACCCGGAGUCGGGGCUAACGGAGCCUCGGGUGGUCGAGAAGGGUCGGCUUCACUACAUUCGUCUCCUUUCUCGUUACCUGAUAUCCACCCAGGGUCUCCAAGCGGGCCAAGAACACCUGAAAAUACUCAUCGAGAGUCAACAGGAGGCUCGGCAGCUGAUGAACAUUCUUCAGCACGUUGAUUUGGCUCCCCGAGGACCAGGGAAUGAUGAAGUGGCCUCGAAGAAGAUUCUGAUGGAGGGAAUACAGUUGGUCUUCGAAAAGGCGAGAGAAAGCUUGACCAGAGUACCGAGGGAGAGGCAGCAAGAUGGAUACCAUACGGACGGUUCGGGAAGCGAGCCAGACCGGUGUGGCCCUCAAGACGAACUCAACACAUCGGAAUCUCCGCCGAUAGAGGAUAAGGACCGGAUAGACUUUAUCCAGCGGACGCUAAUCCGUUUGGCUGACUGUGAAGACCCUCAGAUCCUGGCGGAAGCUCGUCGUAUCCUACCGACUGAUCUUAUCCUAAAGUUCUUCCAACUAUAAGCGAGACCGUCCCCUCGACGAGAAGUCGUAAAGCUCAACUAAGUUUAAUCUAUAACUUAAAGCUUCAAGAGGAAGUAUAACCCUACCUUCCUCUCUGCUAGAAAGCAGCCCAAACAAGCUAAGGUUAUUCCCAGGCCUAGACAACAGCCCAAUAGGGGGAGGUUGUCCCCAGGCCUAAACAACAGAGAAUCCACCUUACGUCUCAUGGAUCUGCCAAUCCAUGGCGUUACCAAUUCUAAUAUGGCGCCCAGCAACCCCAAAGUUAUAUUUUAGGUAUAGUUUUAAGUGGAACUUCAGUGGAUUUCGCUUCCUCGCUGAGAGGGGGAACGUUGCCAUUGGGGUGAGUGAGAGAUCGAAGCAAAAGAUGAACAAUGAAAUAACUGAAACUCUCCCGAAAAGGUACUGAAUCACGGUUCGGACCUCUGCGAGUGACUGUGUGUGUGUGUGUGUGUGUGUGUGUGUGUGUGUGUGUGUGUGUGUGUGUGUGUGUGUGUGUGUGUCGGUGGAUGUUUUAUAAGUGAACUCCAAAA
Molecule: messenger RNA, 4280 nt
Organism: Procambarus clarkii (red swamp crayfish)
Lineage: Eukaryota; Metazoa; Arthropoda; Malacostraca; Decapoda; Cambaridae
Biological process (GO): negative regulation of transcription by RNA polymerase II; positive regulation of transcription by RNA polymerase II; cell differentiation
Molecular function (GO): zinc ion binding; nuclear receptor activity; RNA polymerase II cis-regulatory region sequence-specific DNA binding
Source: RefSeq, a predicted model, not a curated record